This is a messenger RNA of Anopheles maculipalpis, 3173 nucleotides long. RefSeq lists its product as uncharacterized. The record is from RefSeq and is a predicted model, not a curated record. Bases 543 to 3173 code for a protein of 876 amino acids. The transcript has a single exon. NCBI's taxonomy places the organism in Eukaryota, Metazoa, Arthropoda, Insecta, Diptera, Culicidae.
UCGAUCCGUCGGUUCCGCCCGGGGACGCGACGCUGAGCGACGGUGGCGGCGAGCCGGGUUCGCCGGUGCUGGGCUGCGAUCAUCGCUGCCCACUCGGCAGCACGGUUAGUCUGCACACGCUGGCCGGCACCGGUCGACGCACCGCCUCGGAGCGUCACGGAGGCCUCAGCCACAGUCGCAUCAGUCUCCGGAGCGAAACGACCGGUAGCAGCAGCUACGGAGGUGCUGCAGGUGCCGCAUCCAGUGGUGGCCACCAUCACCAUCACCACCACCACCAUCAUGCGCACCAUGCGCACCGAGGCCACAGCCACCGGCGCCAUUCGCAGGCGUCACAGCAGGCGUCGCCCCGGUGCACGCACCACCGGCAGCAUCAAUCGGCCGAGCACCAUCACCAUCAACAGGAGGACACAGGCGGUGAGGAAGAAGAGAUCGUGCAAAGAAGACAGCAGCAGGAGGAGGAAGACGAGGAAGAGGAGGUGGCCGGAACGACGGCCACCAUCUGUACCGAGGACGAGCGACACGCCGGUGAUAGCGCAUCGACGAUGUACGCGGAAAACUGUCACUGCAGCCGAGGCAAUCUCACCACGACGGAUGACGACGAUGAGAUCCAACAGUACUUCGUGGUCGAUCAGCCUCCUCCGCAGCCACAGCAGCAGCAACCGUACACAUCGCAACAGAUUGCCUCCCUCCAGCGGAACCUUUCGAGACGGCCUUCCGUGUCGAGUUCGCAUCGUAGCGCACGAAGCACGCCCCGAUCACGUCGCGUAACGACACCGCUCAGUGGGGCAAGUUGUUGCUCCCAUCACUCGCAUCGCUCACAGCCAGCUCCGGGGGGAUCCGUCGCUCCCUACGCAGCCGGUCAGCAUGGAGCACCUCAAUCACCGGCCGCUUUGAGUCGACGUACGCUACCCGAUAGUGGAGGGUCGAAUGCGACCAUUUCGAACUUUAACAUCAAUCCGGCACGGUUCCAGUGCAGUUACUAUACCGCGGACGAAAGCGAGAACUCGUACUGCUCGAUCAGUGGUGAAAACAUUCGUCAGAUCCAAGCACAAACGGCCAUUCAGCAUCAGCUCGAUCGAGAGGAGCAGAGGCAGCGACUACAACCGCUUCCACUGUCCGGAACAGUUGCUCCAGUUGGGGAGGGACUCAUGAACGAUAAUGAUAGUCAGCAGGACAUUGCGAGUCUCAAUGAGUCGUUGCUCUCAACCGUUGGCUCUACGUCAAGCGACCAGCCUGGUGGUUCGACGACGACCACGACCAGUACGACAACCUCGACGACACAGCGACAGCUACAGCAGGUUCAAGGCACACCGAAGAGUGCCGGCAGUCAGCUCGUACUAACUCCCUCGAAGAUCACGAUCGAAAACAUCGGACAGCUGUCGGAGAUCGGUACGGCAAACUACGAGUUUGACGAUCUCGACAUCAACAUCCCGGAGAUCUUCCAAUCACCGUCCAAGAUCAAGUGGAGCUUCCUGGCGAAUCUAGACGAAAGCAAGUCAAACAAAUCGCGCAUCAGUUCCGUGUCUUCGUUGGUGGAUGCUGGAAGCAGUACUCGGGGCCGAAGUGGAACAGAAUCUGGUGGUGCGGAUGUGAGUGAAACGGCAAGUGAUAAUGAGUACAGUCCGAACCGGAUUCGACGCCGACGACCAGAGCCUUUACCCGUGGGUGAACCCAGUCACGCGUCAGGUGCGGGCAUUCAGACAUCCUCAUCCAGCUGCAAAAUCGAGGAACUGCUCAAGAAGUCAUCCCCGUCGGCAUCGGCUUCCGACUUCAAGACGGUUUCGAUCUGGCGAGCCGAGAACGGUGAUGAAGGGAACGCGAUCAUCUUUCACCACGAGAGCGAGAUCGUGGAGAACUGUUGUACGAAUCAUUUUUUAGACCACAGUAGCUACGAUGUGUGUCGGGUUGAUAACUGUGACUAUCUGAUCAAGAGUGCGAGCGAGGACACGGAUCAGACGGGCACGAAGCGCACCUCGUCCUGUGGGAGUCUGUGCAAGAGCGAGGAGCGAUUGAACAACACGAUCAUGCCUUCGACGACGUGCGCUGGAAUUGGGACGAAGCAGCUCGAGCUGAAGCAGCGUAACAUCUUCACAUCAACGCUGGCGGGUACGACCACUACAAGCGCCUCGAUGACCAGUGCCUGCGGUGCUACGAUACCGAUGUCCGCGACGACUACCACCGUGUACAGCAUCAUCUCGCCCGACUUGAAGCGGUUUGAGAAGCAGACGAAUCUAAACCGAAACUCGGUUAAUCUUAGCCAGAACUUACCACCCUCUUCGCCUUCUUCCUCGUCUACUUCGUCGAUCUUCGCAGGUAACUACGGUUCCGCGGUCUAUCGGAAUAUUAACCAGCAGCAGCAACAGCAUCAGACGUCCGAGCAUGAUAAGCUUCUGAACACUUCCACCGUGUCUCGUGGAUCCUCACAACGUUCGAGGCUUCACACCGCACCAGCCAGUACGAUCUCGCGAUCUGCCACUUCCAGCCUACAGCGAUCGGGUCGACAACCGUCGGGCCCACUCGGGUCAGGCUCGGGAGGAUUCAACAAUCAAUCCAACAACUACCCCAGCAGCACACUCGAUCGAUCCACGCUCGGCGGACGUACGCUCUCCACAAUGUCCCUCGGCUUCAGUGACACUCGGCGCGAUCCUCACACACCGCAACCCGGUGAUCCAGCGGCUCCACCGUUCAGCAUUACCGGGGCCAGUGAAACAGCAGCCAGCACGGCAACAACAGCGGCAGCCGCAGCCGCCACUCAAUUCUACAACAAAUCUUACCACUACAACCUGACCGCGCAGAAUCAACUGUACUUCCAGGCGUUCUCCAACCUCGUCCGCGAGCAAGAGCAGCAGCAGAACUGCGAGUUCCACCAGGCACAGCCGCAAACACCGUCACCUCAACCACAGCCGAGCUGUCCACAGUGUUACGAGUAUUACGGCUGCCAGGCACAGUACUACGCGAACGCAACGAACGAAGCGGACAACGAGUUUGCCGAGUGUAAUGCGGGCGGUUCGGGUGGGGUUGUGCUGCGUCGUGGCGGUUGGCGCCGCAAUGUAGGCACCACGCUGCGCAUAAACGGGCUGGUGCGGGUUGUGCGAACCCGAGCGAGAAAGUGUGCCGAUUACAUCCGGCAGAAGGAACAUCAGAGCAAUAAUCGAUUCCGAAGGCGAAAGUAG